Molecule: messenger RNA, 3588 nt
Organism: Melospiza melodia melodia
Lineage: Eukaryota; Metazoa; Chordata; Aves; Passeriformes; Passerellidae
Product: collagen alpha-1(I) chain-like
Exons: 3
Coding region: 1-3588 (1195 amino acids)
Source: RefSeq, a predicted model, not a curated record
AUGUCCCGCGCCCCACCGCGGGGCGGGGAUUCGGCGCUGGGCUUUUCCCUCUUCGCUCGCCAGAGAGACGGACGGACGCACGCACGGACGGACGGACGGACGGAAGGCCGCCGGGAGACCGGAGAGCCCCAUCCCGGAGACGAGAACCGAAAAGGGAGAGCAACGCGGCAGAGACGGCCCCGCGCGGGGGAGAGAGAGUGGUGCGACGGCGCCCUCGGCGCCCCCGAGACCGCGACAGAACGGCAGGAGGAGGAGGGCGGGCGAAGGGAGGAGGGGGUCCGCACCCCCUGUCCCCGGCCCCCUCGCCUCGCGCGCGCGCGGCAGCACGGCACGGUACCGCCGCGGUACCCACCCGCAGACAGCCGCCCGCACGGGGGAGGAAGGCCGGGGGCGAGGCCCGCGCCUCGCCUCCCUUCUCGCCCUUCUCUCUCGCUCGCACUCUCCGUUCUCUCGGCCCUCGGCGGCGCUUUCGACGCCGUCUCUCGCUCUCCCCCGGCCGCCGCCACCGCAUCCGCGGCGCGGCCCCGGCGAGGACGAGCUCCGCCCCAGCGGCUCGCUCCGGGAGCGGGGAGCUACGGAGCGCUCCCCGAGUCUGCAUUUAGGGGGACGAAGGCCCUGCGCGGCGACCGCGACGACGACGACGACGACCGCGACGACGACGCCCGCCGGGCCGCAGGCCGAGCGGCCCCUUUGUCUCUCGCGCCGAGGACGCGCGGGCGCGCGCCUGGCUUCGACCGUACGAGCACACAGAGAAACGGAAGGGGAAAAAAAGAGAUCGGAGAAGCCCACGCUCCGAAGGACCGCCAAGAGGCGGGGGAGCCCGCGCCCCCGACCGCCUCCCCCCGCGAGGGGAGACGCCGACCUCACAUGCCGUCCUUCGGAGGCGGCCCAGGCGCCCGGGCUCGGCCCGGCCUCCGCGCGGAGGGCCACGCGGCGCGCGCCGGGCACGCGGGGGGCACGGCGGCCCGCCCGCUCUCGCUUUCACGGGACGACGCGCACACACACACACACACACGGCUCGGGCCACACGCGGCCGGGGGCGCGGCCGUCGGCCCCCGCACACGCCGGCUCCCCUUCGGCCCCCUUCACCGCGGGGCUCGCGGCGCGCCGCCGCGCCGCCGCGCGGCCGGCUCUCUCUCUUCCACGGCGGCCUCACCCCGCUCGAGACGGCACGCGACGACGGCCGUGCCGCCGGCGCGCCUUCCCGCCCGGCGGGACCGCUCCCGCCGGGCGGGCCAGCGUCCGGGCGGACGCGCUCCGCCGCCGGCCCCGGAGGCGGACGCCACCGAGACCCGAGCCGGCGUCGCCAGCGCCCGAGGCCUGCCGGACGGCAGGCCCCGCCGUCGCCGGGGCCGCACUCCCGGGGCCGCCGCCGCCGCGUCGCACCGCCGGGGCCCCUUGCCUCGGCACGCGCCCGGCGGAAGGCGUACGGCGCUGAGCCGGGGGGCAACGCCCGCUCUCCUCGUUUUCACGCGGAGACCGGGCGGGGGAAGCGCCCCCGCGGCCGCCCGCACGCCUUCCUACGGCCCACACGCGGCCGGGAAGGGCGACGGAGGACGCGACGUUCAGGGCCCGGGACGGGACCGCCGCCGGCGACGGCGGGCGCCCUCCGGCCGACCGUCCCCGCUGGGGGGGACACCCGUCGAGCGGCGCCGCCGCCGCUCGGCACGGGGUCGCCCGCGCUCGCGGGCCUCCGCCGACGGAGGGCCCGCCGGACGCUCGCCCCCCGGGCGGGCGGGGGAUCGAGCCUGGGGGGGACGGCCGGCGGACGGCGCCGCCGGUGCAUUCGAGGAGGAAAGGCCGCCGAGGGGAGAGGGGCCGGACGCGCGGGACGCGGCGCCGCGCGCGCGCGAGACACCGCGGCAAGCGGGCCGAGGAGAGAGCGCGGCGGGCCCCGGCGGCCGCAACCCCGCGGCCGAGGAAAGGCAGAGAGCGGGCGCUCUCUGCCGGCGUCGCCCGUUACGACGAGGCGAGCGGGUCGGCCCCCGCGGCCGACCGCGCGCCGCGGCCUCUCCGCCGAGGCCGGGCCGCGGAGAGGGGGGGGCAGGGCGCCCCUCCCCGGCGCGGCGCGGUUACCCCCGCGCGCGCGUGCGGCGGGGACGACGACGACGACGACCACGACGGAGGGAGCUCGGCCGGCGGCCGCGGACACCACCGCAGGGGCUCGGCGGGAGUAGCUGCUCCCCACCCCUCAGUGGCGCCGCACCGCCGCCCGGCGACAACCGCCGCCGCCGCCGCCGCCGCCGCCGGCACCGCCGCCGCCACGGCGGGCCGCGCCGAGCCGCCCGAGUCUUUAAACCGCCGCCCGGCUCGCCGGCCCCCUUUCGGCACCCCCGCAGCGGCGUUUGGCGACGCCGAGGGGGGAAACCUGGGGGGGAACCGCCGAGGCGCGGAGCGCUAGGUACCUGGCCCUGGGGCGAGGGAAACGACCUGCAUGGCCCCGCCGGGGUGCCUCCCCCGCUGCCGCCCUCAGGGGAGCGUCCACCGGCGGGGGCGCGCCCGCCGUCUGCCGCCACCACCGCCGCGUCCUUCUCGGGGCCCGGGGUUUCCCUCAGUAGCCCGGCGCUGCGCCCGAGAGGACCGCCGCGGCUCGGGCCGCCCCGCCGGCGCGGGGACGCGGCCCGACCGCCGAGCGCGCCGCGCCCGCGCGCCUGCGCGCGCCCCGAAGCGCGGCCCGGAACGCCCGGAGGGCUCGGCCCUCGGCCGCGCGAGGGGCACCGCUCGGCCCGAGAGCGGGAGCUCCGCCGGCGCGGCAAAGCCCCGCUCCCCGGUGCGGGAAGGGCCGGAGGAGCCGCCUCCUCCGAGCCCCGAAGGCGCCCCCGCCACCUGCUCCCUCGCCAUUUCCACAUCGGCCGCCGACGGGUGCCACGGCCGGACGGCCGGCCGUCGCUCGACGGGCGAAGCAGCGAGGGGAGGGACGGGCGCGCCUCCGGGAGGGGCCCUGCCGAGCACCCCUCCCUCCCGGCACCCGGGCGGCUUUCUCGCGCGCUCCGAGGAGAGCCGGCCUCGGGAGAACUCGGGCCGCCGCCAGCGGGGCGCCCGCACGCGACACCCGGCGACCGGCGUUCGGCGGCGCCGGCCGCCGUGGGCGGGAGGCUCGGGGCCGGCCGCGGCCCCGCUCCCCGGCGGGGACGGACCGGCGGCAGACCGGCGCGAGGCGGGGGGGAGGAGGAGGAGGAGGAGGAGGAGGAGGAGGAAAGCCGCCGCGACGGCGGCCCGGCGCGCCGCGCUUCGAGGCCCGGCCGCGACGCGCGGUGUAGCGCGGGGUCAGCCCCGCCCGCGCGCACGGUGACGGGCGCGCGCGGCGCGCCUGGCCGCGCCGAGCGGCCCCCCCCCCCCCCCUCGGCUCGCUCUUCUCUCUCCCCCGAAAUCCCCCCCCGCCCGGAGGGUUCCGCGCGCCUCCGUCACUCUCUCUCUGGGGCUGCGGCGCGCGGCCUCGACGGGAAGGGCGUGUGGCCUCCCCGGUGCCGACCGAGGCCGGCGGGCCGGGGGGCCGAGCGUUCGAACGGAGCGGGCGUGCGAGCGACGCCGCGCGCGCGGCCGGCCGGACGGCCCGGCAAUGCGGCAGGCGCCGAGCCCCACCGGUAA